Molecule: messenger RNA, 4737 nt
Organism: Scaptodrosophila lebanonensis
Lineage: Eukaryota; Metazoa; Arthropoda; Insecta; Diptera; Drosophilidae
Gene: mtRNApol
Product: DNA-directed RNA polymerase, mitochondrial
Exons: 9
Coding region: 316-4419 (1367 amino acids)
Biological process (GO): mitochondrial transcription
Cellular component (GO): mitochondrial DNA-directed RNA polymerase complex
Molecular function (GO): protein binding; DNA-directed RNA polymerase activity; mitochondrial promoter sequence-specific DNA binding
Source: RefSeq, a predicted model, not a curated record
UGGAGGCAAAGCUUGCUGCGCAGCUCAAUGUCAAUGCUGCCUGUGACCUGCGCAUACAUGGGGUCCCACACAUGGAGGGCGAAAAUGGUGUCAGCAAUCUGUUUCUCAGCUGACACGCGAUUGUGUUUCGCAUAAGUUAGCAGCCCCGCAUUCCCACACGUGAAACGAUGGACAACAAAAUAUUUGUGCGCUGAACUCAUUCAGGCUAUGUGUUGUGUAUUAUGCAAGCAGAGAUUGUGUGAAAAUCGCCGAAAAUCCAAUUGAAUGUACCUACAAAUUGCCUCCCGCAGUUGGCUGAAAACGUAGCAAACGAAAAUGUACCGUUUGUUGAACGUAAAUCGCGCAUCGGCUGUGCAAAAAGUGUUGAGGCUGCCGCCCCCAACCUGCUGUGGGUGUAGCGGUUCCCCCGCCGCGCAGAAUUUCACACAAUAUCAGCAGUAUUAUCAAAUGCUGUACCGCCAAGUGCCGACCAGAGCGAAAAUAACAGCGGUUCCGUUUCCAGGUCAGGGCAAUACGUCAACGCCGGCGGCAGCGACGGUAACAGCGGCGCGCAUACAGUCCACGACACCCACACAAACAGAUGCGCUGGCGCAGAGCAAGAAAAAGCGAUUGCGCAAGCCACGUUACGCCAAGUAUGUGGAACUCUUAGAGGUGACUGAACUGACGGCCAGCGAGCGGAAAUCGAAAGUAAAGCGCCUGAAGUCCAAGAAGCUGUCCGAGUUCAUACAGAGGACACAACAGCAAAUUCUGGAGAAACGCGCCAGGGAGGAGCGACGUGCCAGGAAGAACAAAAGCGGCGAAGAGACCCUCAGACAGCCCGUGGAGUAUCAAAAAAUCAAUCUAGAAGUCUUGGACAGCUCCAUACUGGAGUCUGGGAUUUACGACGACCGGCCGUUGAUUUUCUUUGGCAAGGAUGAGUACACGAAGCAAGUCGUAUCGAAUCCGGAGGAGAUGCAAAACAUACUAAAGAGUUUUCACAAUUUUCGUGAAAUUAUUGAAAGCAUGGAACAUGAAAAGCAGGAAAACUCGGAGGCUGCGUUGUCAAGCUAUAGUUUUAAUGCAGCUAAGCAUGCUGAGGAGUCGGAAGCGUUGGACCCGUUUGAAACAAUGGAGCCCUACAUAGCACCACUGGAGAAGCCCACCGAAACGAUUAAGCCCAGCCUUAACCCAGCUACUGCCAAGUCCAAGAAGCGGUUUAAAUCCAAUGUACACAGGAACGAGGAGCAGGAACGUAUGGCGAAGCAGCGAGCUCUACACAUCAACCUGACAACCUAUCUAAAUGUGUGCGUCUCAGCCAAUAUGCUGCAUCGCGGUCUAUCCACCAUUUUCUCAUACCGAGCCCGUGCCAAGAAUAACAUCAAACAGAACUACAACAGUGUCAUUACAAUCGACCUGUACAACAUUUUAUUGCAGGGUUAUGCGUCCAAAGGCUCUUUCGACCGUUUCCAAGAGCUAUUUAAGUUGAUCAAAGAAGAUUCCCUCUCCUUCAAUGAACAGACUUACGCAGCCAUUUUCGAGUGUCUAGGGCGCUUGGAGCCAACCGAUCAGAAUCUGAAAACCAUUCGUGAGUACAUCGAGCAGGCACAACAAAAUGGUUUCUCUUUGGAUCAAAUUAUGGAUCGCUCGAAGUUUAUAUCUGAUCAGCGUGACAUUGCUCUCGACGCCAUAAAACGUAUACACCCCGAUUACAUGCCCACUUAUGUUCCGCCCCAGCUAGGAUAUGACAAUGAGCUGUUGAAUCAUUUAAAUGAGUAUGUAAUGCCCGUGGGCGUCGAGCCUAUGGAUGCACAACACACAUCCGACUUUGCCAUUAUGAAGCCUAAACGAGGCUUUAGCAAAGAACUGCUGGAGCAAAUGGCCCGAGAGCAACUGAAAACCGAGCUGGAUGGCAGCAUAACCAUCAAGUCAAUUGAAAAGCCCAAGGAGUUUGUCAAUGCGCAAUUGUGUCGCGAUAAACUUAAGGAGCUGGAGCAGAACUGGCGCAAACAAAUUUCAGCGGCAAUUGUGCGGGAUCUGAACACGAUGCGUGCCCAAGUGCGUUUCAAGCCGCACGGCUUCAUGAAUUACUACACAUAUCUGAAGUCUCUGGACACUAGUCACUUCGUGGACAUACUCGUCAAGGAGAUAUAUAAGCUGGCUGAGGGAUCCGAGACGUUUAGCCCCACAGUGGGUCAGUUGCACAAGGAGCUGGGCCAGAAAGUGCAGCAGCGGUUCCAAAUCGAGCAAAAGAAAGGCAACGGAACGCUGGAGAAGGUUGGUGAAAUUUAUAGUGCGUACUGCGAUCUGUGGGAAAGCGGGCGCAGCGAUGACAACACACGUCAGAUGUGGCAGCGUCUGGUGCACGAGCACCGCCACAGUGGUCCCAGCAUGGACUUGCUGGAGGUGCCCUGGCCAACGAAUGUGCAGGCAGGUGUGGGCCGCUUCCUCUACAACAUUCUCAUGCGGGAUAUAAAACUAGAUGCGCACAUUAUGCGGCAGAAGGCUAAGCCGAAGCAGCAGAACUUGUUGCCCGCAUUCUAUACACUGUUCCGCAACCAGGGCAGGCUGGUAAAGGAAGAGGUGAAGGCGCAUCCGGUGCUGUCCAGAUUGUUGCGCGCCUCACGCCAGCAAACACUAACCUUUGAAUCGAAUUUGGUCCCCAUGCUGUGCCCGCCGCAACCCUGGAGUACACCACACAAUGGUGGUUAUUUGCUGAACAAGUCAGAGCUCAUACGCCUUCCCCAUCAAGCGGUUCAGCAAUGGGAGCGCAUCAAGAGCUCCAAUCCACAACAUCUCUAUCCCGCACUCGAUUCGCUCAAUCAGCUGGCCAGCAUUCCCUGGCGCGUUAAUACGCAGCUGCUGGAUGUCAUCAUUGAGGUAUUCCAGAAUGGUGGCGAUGCCAAGCUCGAUGUGCCCCAGCCGCCGAGCUCACUGCCGCCGCUGCCUACGCUGCCCAGCAAGGAGACUGAUGUGUCGCAUGCGGAGCGUGCCAAGCAAUUUCGUGAGAAACUAGGCUAUCGACGCAAACAGGCCGAGAUGUACAGCUUAUGGUGUGAUGCGCUCUAUCGGCUAUCACUGGCGAAUCAUUAUCGGGACAAAGUAUUUUGGCUGCCACAUAACAUGGAUUUCCGUGGCCGCGUUUAUCCCGUGCCGCCUCAUCUCAAUCAUUUGGGCUCCGAUCUGGCCCGUUCCAUGCUCAUUUUUGACCAGGCUCAGCCGCUAGGAGUGGACGGCUUCAGCUGGCUAAAGCUGCACUGCAUCAACUUGACAGGCUUGAAGAAGCGCGAUUCAGUGCGCGAACGUUUGCUUUAUGCCGAGGAGAUCAUGUCCGAUAUACUAGACUCUGCGGACAAUCCACUCACUGGUCGCAUGUGGUGGGCCCAGUCCGAUGAGCCCUGGCAGACGCUUGCCUGCUGCAUGGAGAUCGCCAAUGUGUAUCGUUCACCCAAUCCUGCCGCCUAUCUGAGUCGAUUCCCCAUACAUCAGGAUGGCUCCUGCAACGGGCUGCAGCACUAUGCGGCAUUGGGUCGGGACGAAGCGGGUGCUUACAGCGUCAAUCUAGCGCCAUCAGCUAUUCCGCAGGAUGUGUAUAGCGCAGUGGCCGCGCUGGUGGAGAAGACUCGCAAGGCGGACGCUGCGAAUGGGCUGCAUGUGGCACAGGCCUUGUCGGGCUUUGUUCGCCGCAAAGUUAUCAAGCAAACAGUCAUGACCACGGUCUACGGCGUCACUCGCUACGGCGCUCGCCUGCAAAUUGCGCGACAGCUGAAGGACAUCGACGACUUUCCCAAGGACUGGGUGUGGCCAGCCUCCACGUAUCUCACCACAAAGACCUUUGAGAGCCUGCGCGAAAUGUUCACCUCAACACGUGAGAUUCAGGACUGGUUUACGGAAUGCGCGCGUCUUAUUUCAGGCGUUUGCAGCCAGAAUGUGGAGUGGGUCACACCGUUGGGGCUGCCUGUGGUGCAACCCUACAAUAGGCAGGAGUUGAAAGCCACCGUUCGCACUGGAUUUCGGGUGCCAGAGGCCAUGUCUAUGGAUAUGUACGAAAGGCCCAACAUUCUGAAGCAAAAGAACGCAUUUCCGCCUAAUUUCAUACACUCGCUGGACUCAUCGCACAUGAUGCUAACCUCCCUUCACUGCGAACGACAGGGUCUGACCUUCAUCUCCGUACACGACUGCUUCUGGACACAUGCGUGCACGGUGCCCGAGCUGAAUCGCAUGUGUCGAGAGCAGUUCGUCGCUCUCCACUCACAGCCCAUUCUGGAGGAUCUGUCCGAGCUGAUGCGACGUCUCUAUAGCUUUAAGGAUAAUGACUUUACGAAUGAUGGCUCUGUGGAGGAUCUGUCCAAACGGCAAUUGAAUCGGACACUCAAACAGCUGCCAGCCAAGGGUGACUUCGAUCUAAAUAAUGUGCUGGACUCUGUCUACUUCUUCAGCUAAUCAGGAUAGGUCUGCUCUUCUACACUCUUACAUCUCGCGCGUCCUAAUUGUACAAUGUUAGGCCGCUUGCCAGCUAAGUCACUUAAGUAUAGAUGGAGUUAUUCAUAGUAUCUCGUUCGUCAGGCCAUGGAGUCGAGAAAAACGUUACAUUUCAAAUGUUAUUGUUUCACUCGAUGCUCUGAUAGUUGCCUUAUUUUUGAACAUCCUCUACUUAUUUGUUACAAUUUGUUAAACAUUUCGAUGCUUUUAAAACCAAAACAACCAAAACAAAAAAACGACAAAAGCCCAGUGCAAUGGCAGUGGCAGUGGUAUAUAGUA